AUGGCGUUCCGACGACUACCCGUUUCGACUUGUGUAUUAGAAGUAGAGCGCAAAUUCCGCUCUCUCGCAGUCCAUGAGCUGACUCAAUAUGGCGGACUUCCUCAUUUCAAGAGUCUGCGGAAACUCCCCAACCAGAUAAUUCGCGAUUCUUAUUACGACAAGUCGAGUAUUCUCUCUUCGGCCGGAGCUUGGAUAAGGAAGAGAGACGGAGAGUGGCAAGCAAAAAUUAGAAAGGGGGGGAAUUUCACCAACUCGAGAUUCGAGGAGCUCAGCAGCAUUGACGAUAUCGCGGCAUACAUCAAACGCACUACUGGGAUUGAUGGGGGGAAAGCCAUAAACUUCGGCCUGCAGCCCACUGCUACCUUUUCCACCACACGCGAAACCUGGGUAGCGGAUGGCGAAUUCCAUGUUGUCCUCGAUACAAUGGACUUUGGUCACCAAGUUGGCGAAAUCGAGCUGCAAAAGACUUUGGAGGGCGAGAAUGGGGGUGCACCAGCCGAGCAGCAAAAGCAAGAAGAGAUGCAAAUCAUGGACGACAGGAUUGUCGCUUUCAUGAGUACCUACGCCUGGGCGUUUUCCCCUGGCGAGCCAAAGGGAAAACUGACGGCUUACUUUGAGCGACUGAGGUCUCAGGUGUAG
Trichoderma atroviride IMI 206040 is the source of this 639-nucleotide messenger RNA. RefSeq lists its product as uncharacterized. Gene Ontology annotation, molecular function: thiamine triphosphate phosphatase activity; magnesium ion binding. The record is from RefSeq and is a predicted model, not a curated record. NCBI's taxonomy places the organism in Eukaryota, Fungi, Ascomycota, Sordariomycetes, Hypocreales, Hypocreaceae. Gene Ontology annotation, biological process: thiamine diphosphate metabolic process; dephosphorylation; thiamine metabolic process.